UUGGCACGUUUGAGCACUAUAAAAUGUGGACACCUGCCAAGUACUCCAUUGUCACUCUCUCUCUUCUCUCUAUCUCUCUCUUCACAUCACACACAGCAAUGGACAGUGGAGGUGGUUUUCAUGGCUACCGCAAGCUCCCCAACACUACCUCUGGGACGUUGAAGCUAUCAACAGUGUCUGCAGGAGGAGAACAGUCCAACAACAACAACCAUUCAACAGAACAAGACAAUGAAUGCACUGUUAGAGAACAAGACCGUUUCAUGCCAAUUGCAAAUGUGAUAAGGAUCAUGCGUAAGAUUCUACCUCCACAUGCAAAAAUCUCUGACGAUGCAAAGGAAACAAUCCAAGAGUGUGUAUCUGAGUACAUCAGUUUCAUAACUGGUGAAGCAAAUGAACGAUGUCAAAGAGAGCAAAGGAAGACAAUAACUGCUGAAGAUGUUCUUUGGGCUAUGAGUAAGCUAGGGUUUGAUGAUUACAUUGAGCCUCUUACGAUGUAUCUUCAUCGUUACCGUGAGCUUGAGGGGGAUCGUACUUCAAUGAGAGUUGAACCAUUGGGAAAGAGAACAAUCGAUCAAUAUGGAGGUGGUUUAGGUGGUUUUGUUCCACAGUUUCAUCUUGGUCAUCCAAAUGGAGGGUAUUAUGGUAAUCCACAAGCUUACAUGAUGAGGGAUGGUAGUAGUAACAAUGCACCAAAUGCUGCUGGAGGUUCUUCUUCUCAUUCUCAAGGUGGACAUGGACAUCGACAUGGACAUGGACAUGGAAAUGCUGAUGUCAAUGGACAUCAUCAUCAUCACCAUCAUCAUCAAUAUAAAUGAUGAUAUAUAGUAUCUAUUAUAUUAUAUUAUAUUCUACAACAACAAGACUUGUUAGUUUAACUAUGAGCAGUUGUUUUGUUUCAUUUGAUUUGAUUAUGAACAUCAAAGGAAAAGCUAGUUAGAGAAUUCAUAUCCUAACUAUGUAGUACUCAAAUUAAUAACUUGAUUUGCUUUUCUUUAAA
Messenger RNA from Lathyrus oleraceus (garden pea), 997 nucleotides. Its product is annotated as nuclear transcription factor Y subunit B-6. Bases 24 to 815 code for a protein of 263 amino acids. Gene Ontology annotation, molecular function: protein heterodimerization activity; DNA-binding transcription activator activity, RNA polymerase II-specific; RNA polymerase II cis-regulatory region sequence-specific DNA binding. The transcript is spliced from 2 exons. Gene Ontology annotation, cellular component: CCAAT-binding factor complex; nucleus. The record is from RefSeq and is a predicted model, not a curated record. Gene Ontology annotation, biological process: regulation of transcription by RNA polymerase II. Lineage: Eukaryota; Viridiplantae; Streptophyta; Magnoliopsida; Fabales; Fabaceae.